Molecule: messenger RNA, 1277 nt
Organism: Triticum dicoccoides
Lineage: Eukaryota; Viridiplantae; Streptophyta; Magnoliopsida; Poales; Poaceae
Exons: 4
Coding region: 255-1103 (282 amino acids)
Source: RefSeq, a predicted model, not a curated record
CAGUCGACCCAGUGGCCUCCUGCUCGCGGCUCUCGCCUAUCCUUACCUACCCAACCAGAGCUGCAUCAUCCAUCCCCAUAGUCAACUACACAUUCCCCGCUUCCACCUUGGCACAGUAGAACCGAUUCGUCAAUCCGUCCAUCCACCGGCAGCACAGCUCCUCGCCCUCCUGCUCGCAUAUCCCCCCCAAAUCCUACUAGAUCCACAUAGCACAAGAGCUUGGAGAGAUCCCGAAUCCAAUCCCCAACGGUUCGAUGGCAAGCACCCCUGAGAUCUACUCCCUCCCUGAGAGUCAGACUCAAGAUCUUUCGAGAUGUACCGACCAGAUGUUGAUAUCCAUUCUCAGAGAGCAAGAUAUCAAUGCCUUGAGUGGUGAAGUCGACCAAAUGGACUCCUGGUGCCUCUUGCGCCAGAAUGUUUGCUCGCAGGUCGUGGAAGCCCUCAAGACAGUUCUCGGGACUUGGUUGCCGAAAAAGAUGGUCUCCAUCCGUAACACCUCCCAAGGUAAUUCCCCCAACUCCCCUAAAUUCGUUGGGACGAAGACGACGAUGGAGUUCAAACACACGGAUGGCAGCAAGGCGGUUGUUGGCAUGACACGGUACAACCUACUUACGACUAGGGAAGAUGGCGAUGGAUUGAAUCUGGAUGAGGAUCUGGCUUUAUGUCACGUCUUCCCGCUGGAAGGAAAAGCCAAGGGCACCCGGAACCGGAAUGGCAAAAGAUCACGAUCAGGGCAUGAAGUGGAUCCACACGAACCCAUUACCCAUGCCGGCGUGGAAGAAUUGGACCAAAUGAUGUCCGAUUCCAAAAAGUAUCCAGUUCUAGACGUGGGGAUGGAUGUUCAGGAUCUGCUCUUCGCUGAUCAACCGUCAAAACAUUGGCAAAGCUUCACCAAGAUACACACCAAAAAUCCCAAACUUAUGUACGCGGCGUGCAACCACUGCGACACGAUGUUGAAGUUAACAGGUGGUACCAAAUGUGGCACCGGCUCCCUCAAGCAUCAUAGUGACUCCUGCCGAUGCAAACCCAAGCAGGAGUCGCUGCCCGACAACUCUUCAUCGAUGCCUAUUCAGUCCAUUGCAUUGCAGGCCAUCACGGGAUAAUUAGAGCUAGUGUAGUUCAGAUCAGAGGUAGUUUAGCUGAGGUUAGAGGUAGUGUAGUUAAGACUGAGCUGCCUCAAAGAGGAUUGAUUGCUCGUCAGGUGGUGUAAAUCCUUGUAUUCUUUUGUGUUUCAAUGAGGACAGUGAAUACAAAAGCGGGGGUGUGGUUGUUUAGGA